This is a messenger RNA of Arabidopsis thaliana (thale cress), 1675 nucleotides long. RefSeq names its product PLC-like phosphodiesterases superfamily protein (gene GDPD3). Gene Ontology annotation, biological process: lipid metabolic process. NCBI's taxonomy places the organism in Eukaryota, Viridiplantae, Streptophyta, Magnoliopsida, Brassicales, Brassicaceae. The record is from RefSeq and is marked reviewed. Bases 209 to 1090 code for a protein of 293 amino acids. The transcript has 6 exons. Gene Ontology annotation, molecular function: phosphoric diester hydrolase activity; glycerophosphodiester phosphodiesterase activity.
AUCCAAAAAUCAGAUAGAAUAAAAUUCAACAAGAAAAGUUCUUUUAGAGCCAACAAAAAGAAAAGCUUGAAGAUUAUUGCGAAUGGAGUAUUCCAUUCGAUAUCUAGAGCAUUCUUCUUUUGUAUCGAAUGGAAUAUUCUUUUGUCCUGCUCAUAUUAUCUUAAACCCAUUUCUUUAAUAUAAAUCUUUGUUCGCAAGAAACUAAACCAUGGCUCUUGAAACUAUGACAUUGUCUUUAUCUAGUUCUGCCAUGUUAUCAUCAGGUGUUGUUGAAGAUGAUAAGAAGCAAGAGGCUAUUGUUUUCCCUAAAUUUGUUUUGAUGGGUCAUAGAGGAUUUGGGAUGAACAUGCUUCAAUCUCCGGACGAGAAAAUGAAAUUUAUCAAAGAAAAUUCUCUUCUUUCUUUUAAUGUUGCUGCAGAUUUUCCUAUUGACUUCAUUGAGUUUGAUGUCCAGGUAACUAGAGAUGGUUGCCCUGUAAUUUUCCAUGAUAUCUUCAUGUUCACGCAAGAACAGGGAGUGAUUAUUGAGAAAAGAGUAACGGAAAUGGAUUUACAUGAAUUUCUCUCAUAUGGACCACAAAGGGAUGGUACAAAUGUGAAGCCUAUGUGGAGGAAGACAAAAGAUGGUAGAAUUUUCGAGUGGAAAGUCGAAAAGGAUGAUCCUUUGUGUACCCUUGAAGAUGCUUUCCUAAAUGUUAAACACUCACUCGGAUUCAAUAUCGAGCUCAAAUUCGAUGAUAAUACCGUAUAUGGAGAAGGAGAGUUACGUCAAACUCUUGACAACAUCUUGACGGUUGUAAAUGAACAUUCCAAGAACCGGCCUAUUAUAUUCUCGAGCUUUCAUCCUGACGCGGCUCGACUCAUCAGGAAUAUGCAAAGGUGUUAUCCUGUAUUCUUCUUAACAAAUGGAGGAUGUGAAAUCUAUAAGGAUGUGAGAAGGAACUCAUUAGACGAGGCCAUCAAGCUUUGCAAAGAAAGCGGUUUGCAAGGGCUUGUCUCUGAGGUUAAGGCCAUAUUAAGAACCCCAAACGCAAUCACACGAGUCAAAGAUUCAAAACUUUCACUUCUAUCUUAUGGCCAGCUUAAGUAAAAUCCUCCCGAGUUUAAUAUUGUUGUCAUUUCUCUCUCGCCUCAACUUUUUUUCCUCUGAAACAAUCCUUUUUGAUUACUUUCAGCAAUGUGGUAGAGGUGAUUUACUUGCAAUAUCUGAUGGGUGUGGAGGGAGUGAUUGUUGAUAUGGUCAAGGACAUCUCCGAAGCCAUUGCGAAUAUCGAAGUUACAAACGAGGAUGAUUGUGAAGGUGAGGAUGAAAGAAAGUGUCUGAUUAGGUUUGGAGAGGAGAGGAAAAAAGUGGAAAUUACUAAGGAUAUGAUCACUUUGUUAAAUAAGUUCGUACCAAAACUGCUUUAACAAUGAAGAUUUCGCUUCAUUUACACACUUUCGCUUACUUGUAAAUAAGACUACUUACUAACUUAGGCCGUUUAAAUAGUUUUUAUAUGUAUAUUUUUGUGGUCGAUUACUAAUCAGCUGCACAUGAGACUAGUCUCCGCGGAGUUUGUGCGAAAAGACAAAGUGAUGUAUUACUCAGAAUUAGUAAUGAUCUAACGACCGAUUUGAAACGGAAAAUCCUAAAUCUGUAAGAAAAAAAAAAAGACAUUCAAAACAUGACAACCGG